This is a messenger RNA of Colletotrichum acutatum, 1150 nucleotides long. RefSeq lists its product as uncharacterized. The transcript has a single exon. Lineage: Eukaryota; Fungi; Ascomycota; Sordariomycetes; Glomerellales; Glomerellaceae. The coding region runs from base 27 to 713 and encodes 228 amino acids. The record is from RefSeq and is a predicted model, not a curated record.
AUUGAACUCUAGCUAAACGUUCGAAGAUGAGUUUCGCUUGCUUGCUGGAGAGAAAUACAAUACAUCAUAAAUUGCCUCUUCAAUAUAUUUCAAGCAUGUCAAGAAAAAGCAGUCGAGAUAGUUGUAACUCAUUCUUGAUAACCCAAACGUACGCGCAAUCCGACGUUCUUGCAAUGACAACAAUCAAGAUAGGACCAGGAAGAGAUACAAUUUCAGCUCCCAAUUUCAUCGACAUGUUUCGUCUUGCGGAGAAAGGAGACAGAAAAUUCGACCACCGCCACGUAGAUCUCGUGACGGCCGAACCCCGGACCAAGAAGAUCACCGACUACAUCCGCCGCAGCGUCAAAGUCUUUGUGCGUCUGCGUGAGGCCGUUGCUGAGUCCUUGAAAGAGGCCUGGUACGAAGCAAUCAAAAUUGGCAGGAUCGUGCUCGGAGUCGACAAGGAGCACCCGUACCUCGUCGCUGUCGUUGUCGGCGGAGUGGUGUUGGCCGCGGUCUCCCCCCGGGUGCUGCAAGCCCUCAGUUUUGGACAACUUGGACCUUUUGCUGGUGAGGUUUUCAGCAGAUUACUCCUCCUUCUUCUCUACCUUAAGAUCAAAUCUAACGCAGUGCCCACUCAAGGUUCUUUCGCAGCAGGGUGGCAGGCGCCAAUAGGUGCGGCCGUUCCGACGGGCUCUCUGUUUUGUAUCCUGCAGUGGCUUGGAAUGACUUGAAUUUGAAUCAUGGGAGAGGCACUCUGGCCACAAUCUAAGGCCUCUAUGGUCUGCCUAGUCGUAUUCAAGGGCCGUAGAAGGCGUGAUACAACACGAGUUGAAGAAAUCUAUGUUUUCUCUCUCUCUGACUCUAGGAGUGUUGCCCACCUGAUUCCAUGCGAAGCUUGAGCUCUAUCAGGUGUCUCCAGAGCGCUAGUUGAUCAAUCGUGUUGCUUUCUGUCCGUAUCGUCCUCUCUGAUGCAUUGAUCAAAUAUGCAUUUGAUCGAAUCGUAGUGGUGCGCAUGUGCAGUCUCGUGUAUUAGUGGGAGCAAAGCAUCGCGAAUCGGGUUCAACCUGCCGACCUGAUUCCGACUAAUCCAUAAGUUGAAGGAUAAAAUGAAUUGAUGCAACGGAAAGAGAUGGAAAUGAGCUGCUCUUUCGAGUACAGGUAACUUUUU